This is a messenger RNA of Aureobasidium musti, 330 nucleotides long. NCBI's taxonomy places the organism in Eukaryota, Fungi, Ascomycota, Dothideomycetes, Dothideales, Saccotheciaceae. The record is from the annotation of a GenBank genome assembly.
AUGCAGGAAGAUAUCUCUGAAUCUAUUCGUGACCGCCUCUCGCACCUAACACUGCACGAUCUGCUGGUCUGUGUCGUACGGGCGCCUAAACCGGAUUGGCUACCAGACAACAACAAGAUCGAAUACCUUGCUUAUGUCAAGCUGGCCUCACACGAAUUCAAAUUACUGAUUGCGGGUGAACCUGCUGACGACAGAUCCUCGGCAUUGGACAUGCUUUUAUGGAGCAUCAAAGCGAGAAUCGCCCUCAAGUUCUACGUACCGGAAAGAUUCACAACCAGCUUGUUUUGGUAUGCCACCAGUAUUUCCUAUAGUUCGCCGAUGACCCGAUAG